Erigeron canadensis is the source of this 2428-nucleotide messenger RNA. Its product is annotated as long chain acyl-CoA synthetase 4-like. The coding region runs from base 250 to 2235 and encodes 661 amino acids. The record is from RefSeq and is a predicted model, not a curated record. Gene Ontology annotation, biological process: fatty acid metabolic process. The transcript is spliced from 19 exons. Lineage: Eukaryota; Viridiplantae; Streptophyta; Magnoliopsida; Asterales; Asteraceae. Gene Ontology annotation, cellular component: endoplasmic reticulum; membrane. Gene Ontology annotation, molecular function: long-chain fatty acid-CoA ligase activity.
CAGCGUUUACAAACACACAAACACACACACAAAAUAAAUCGGAAUCUGUCUCUCCGCCACCAAUCACCACCUACUCCGUCACCUGUCACAUUUAUCACAUUCACACUCAUAAUUAUUCAUAACUUAUUACAUAUAUACAUACAUACAAAUAUAUAUUUACUCCAUACAUACAUACAUAUAUUAUUACUGUAUAACUCAUUAAUAUAUAUAACAAACAUAAAUAGAGUGUAAGAGAGUGAGAUCGGAAAAAUGACGUCAUCAAAGAGGUUCAUAGUUGAAGUUGAACCAGCGGUUGAAGCUAAAGACGGAAAACCAUCACUUGGACCGGUUUACAGAAGUAUCUAUGCUAAAGACGGUUUCCCUCCUCCUAUUCCGGGCCAAGAAUCUUGCUGGGAUGUUUUCCGCAUGUCCGUGGAGAAAUACCCCGAUAAUCGAAUGCUUGGCACCCGUCAUUUGGUGGAUGGAAAGCAUGGACCAUAUGUUUGGUUAACUUACAAACAAGUAUAUGAGAAGGUGAUUCGAGUUGGAAAUGCUAUUCGUGCUUGUGGUGUUGAGCCUGGGAGCCCGUGUGGGAUUUAUGGUGCCAAUUGUGCAGAAUGGGUUAUCGCAAUGGAGGCAUGUAAUGCGCAUGGAUUGUACUGUGUACCUUUAUAUGAUACUUUAGGUGCUGGUGCAAUAGAAUUUAUUAUCUCUCAUGCCGAGGUUAAAAUUGCUUUUGUGGAAGAGAAGAAACUCCCUGAGCUGUUAAAAACAUUUCCCGCAGCUGGAGAGUACCUGAAAACAAUUGUGAGCUUCGGGAAAGUUACUCCUGAACAAAGAAAACAAGUUGAAAACUUAGGUUUGGUAAUACAUUCAUGGGAGGAGUUUUUGUCACUGGGUGAUGACAAAAACUUUGACCUGCCAUUGAAGAAGAAAACGGACAUCUGUACAAUAAUGUACACUAGUGGGACAACUGGUGAUCCUAAAGGUGUCCUGAUAUCAAAUAACUGCAUUGUAACAAUGAUGGCUGGUGUCAAGCGUCUGCUAGAUAGUGCAAACGAAUCAUUGAAUCCAAAUGAUGUCUAUCUCUCCUUUCUACCUCUGGCUCACAUAUUUGAUCGGUUGAUUGAAGAAUGUUUCAUCAAUAACGGGGCAUCUAUAGGUUUUUGGCGUGGGGAUGUUAAAUUGCUGGUUGAAGACAUAGCGGAGUUGAAACCUACUAUUUUCUGUGCUGUUCCUCGAGUCCUUGAUAGGAUUUAUGGAGGUAUGCAACAGAAAACUGCUGCUAAUAAUUUUAUCGUACGUAGCAUAUUUAAUCUAGCCUAUUCAUACAAGGCACAUCAUAUGAAGGCAGGUAAAAAGCAUUCAGAGGCAUCUCCGUUAAGUGACAAAAUUGUCUUCAGUAAGGUUAAAAAAGCUCUAGGAGGGAAUGUACGCAUCAUUUUAUCUGGAGCUGCUCCUCUAGCUUCACAUGUAGAAGCUUAUUUGAAAGUAGUUGCAUGUUGUCACGUUCUUCAAGGAUAUGGUCUGACGGAGACUUGUGCUGGAUCAUUUGUCUCGUUGCCUAAUGAAAUGGAUAUGCUGGGUACAGUGGGACCACCCGUACCAAAUUUGGAUGCUCGAUUGGUAUCUGUUCCUGAAAUGAAUUAUGAUGCUCUUUCAAGCACACCACAGGGAGAAGUAUGCAUAAGAGGGGAUGUUCUAUUUUCUGGGUAUCACAAGCGUGAGGACCUUACAAAAGAAGUCCUAGUUGAUGGCUGGUUCCAUACAGGGGAUAUUGGUGAGUGGCAGCCAAAUGGAAGCCUGAAAAUUAUUGACCGCAAGAAAAACAUUUUCAAGCUUUCGCAAGGAGAAUACGUGGCAGUUGAAAAUCUGGAGAAUGUUUUUGGACAAGUUUCCGACAUCGACUCGGUAUGGAUAUAUGGAAACAGCUUUGAGUCUUGUCUUGUAGCUAUUGUUAACCCAAAUAAGCAAGCCGUUGAACAUUUUGCGGAGGCACAUAACAUCUCUGGGGAUUUUGAAUCACUAUGCGAAAACCCCAAGGUCAAAGAAUACAUUUUGGCAGAGCUCACUAGAAUUGGCAAAGAUAAAAAGUUAAAAGGCUUUGAAUUCCCGAAAGCCGUCCACCUUGACCCUGUUCCUUUUGACAUGGAACGUGACCUUCUGACCCCAACAUUCAAGAAGAAAAGGCCCCAAAUGCUCAAACAUUACCAGAAUGUAAUUGAUAACAUGUACAAGACUAUUAACAAAAAGUGAAGUGCUGCAUAAACAUGGUGUAUUUUCCUUCCCUUAGAUGCGUAAAGGUUUUCUGUCACCUUUAGCGACCAAGGGUUUAUUUGUUUUGAACUCUUUUUCUUUAAUAUGCUAUUUUGUACAGAUGUGUCAUAUUUUGGGAUAAUUUGUGUACCUAUUCUACUAUGCGUUAUAUUAUACAAUAUAUUAUACAAUA